Molecule: messenger RNA, 5062 nt
Organism: Nematostella vectensis (starlet sea anemone)
Lineage: Eukaryota; Metazoa; Cnidaria; Anthozoa; Actiniaria; Edwardsiidae
Product: RNA helicase aquarius
Exons: 52
Coding region: 358-4647 (1429 amino acids)
Biological process (GO): mRNA splicing, via spliceosome
Cellular component (GO): catalytic step 2 spliceosome
Molecular function (GO): mRNA binding; helicase activity
Source: RefSeq, a predicted model, not a curated record
CCUUCACCGCGGUACCUAAAUACGAAGUUAGGUUCGGAGAGAAUUCCUGCUAGUCACGAACACUCAAGAAGCUAUGUUUCUCGGUCACCCUUUGGUAACUCAUCGCUCUUUACUAGUCCCGCUCUACUUGGCCGCCAUCUUGGUUUGAUGGAUACUCAACAAAUUUUGAGUCCGAGUUCUUGUUGUUGGAACGAUUUGUAAGGAAGAUAACCCUUUUUUUAGCCACUAGAAGCUAUAACUUUGUCAAAAUGAACCCAUGAGAUAUAGUCGUAAAUGCAGGUUUUUGCAAAGCUUGAAAAGAGGUGAUUUUCUUUGAGAAUUCGUCAAGAAGACGUUUGUCAAGCACCACGUGCGAAAAUGGUCAAGGGAAAACAGGCUGCCAAGCGAGGGAACUUUCCGACUGUUGAACAGAUCAGCAGUGACUCCAUCACCCAGUUGGCACAGAAAUACUGGUCAAAAGAUGGGAAGAAACUCAAGUUUGAUCCAAAGGUCAUAGAGCAAAUUUACAAGGAGGAGAUUAAAGGCAAUAAGUUUUCUGUGAGAAGACUUAUGCUUCUGGAGUUCAGUCAAUACCUGGAGCGAUACCUAUGGCCUAGUUUCAAUGCUGAAAAGGCCUCACUUUCUCAUCUCUUGUCCAUCAUGGUGGUUGUAAAUGAGAAGUUCCGAGAAGGUGUCCCUCCGUGGGAGGUAUUCAAAAGCAAACCAGAAGAAUUCAGUGGAUUUUUUCUACGGCUGCUAGAUGUUUGUUUGAUAGAUGAUGAAAAGGUCUUAUCAUUCCGGGAACAUACUAUUGUCCUCAUCUUCAUGAUCCAUCUUUUCAACAGUCUGGAAAUGGACUUAAUCAGAGAGAAUGUUCAACAUCUGGUGUCUAUUCCUAUGUGGAGAUGUUUGCUCCCAGGUCGGCUGGAGCAAGAACUCAAGUCUGUCCCAAAGUAUAGGAAAUUCUGGACGCACUUGAAGAAAAAGGAUGAAAACUUAGAUGAGGCUACUAAGGCUCAACAAGAGAAAACAAGAGUGUUCCUAUCAAAACUAAUACAUAAGUUUUUGGAAAUCCUCAAGUCAAUACCUGCUACAGGUGCUGCAGAUGUUGACAAGAUUCACUACUGUGAACGCUUUCUUGAGCUUUUGAUAGACUUAGAGGCGUUGUUACCAACAAGAAGAUUCUUCAACACUGUAUUAGAUGACCACCAUCUAGUGGUGAAAUGCCGUUUAUCAAAUCUCACUAAAAGAGAGGAAGAAGGAAAGUUAUUUAAUCAGCUUCUAGACAUUUUGAAGUUUUAUACUGGAUUUGAAAUAAAUGAUGUCUCUGGAAUGCCAUUAACUGACCAUGAGAUGGUAGACAAUCAUUACAAUAAGAUGGCAUCAUUACAGAGAGCUGUUUUUAAGUAUUUUCCUGAGCUGCAUGAGUUUGCCAUGAGUAAUAUUGCUGGGAUAGAUACAAGAGAUGCUCUUCUCAAGCACUUUGGACAACUUUCGAACAAGACUUUGCAUAAAGUGGCUGCAUAUCUUAAGUUGUUGCCAUCUUCUGAUGAGAGUGCACAAGAAGAAGACAGGGAAUUUCUGCUAGAAAUGCUUGUGUCCAGACAUGAGAAACGUCUGUCACAGAUUGAUGCUAUCAAUGACAUGCCUCUCUAUCCAACAGAGCAGAUCUUGUGGGAUGAGAAUGUUGUCCCUACUGAGUUCUAUUCUGGAGAAGACUGUCUAGCGCUGCCUAAGCUGAACCUGCAGUUCCUUACUCUUCACGACUACCUGCUGAGAAAUCUGAAUUUGUUCAGAUUGGAGUCUACAUAUGAAAUCCGGCAAGAUAUAGAAGAUGUUGUUGCUAGAAUGAAACCUUGGCAGAAUGAGGCAGGUGGGACAGAGUUUGGUGGCUGGGCAAGAAUGGGGCAGAGGAUCGAAAACUUCAGUGUUGUUGAGGUCUCCAAACCAGAUAUUGGUGAGAACAGACCAUCACGUGUGAGAGCUGAUGUAACCAUUAAUCUGAACAUGAGAGGAGAGGUGAAAGCAGAAUGGGAAGUGUUACGCAAGCAUGACAUCGUCUUUUUGUUAACGGUGAGACCAGUCCAGACAACCCCACGGUACAAAUAUGAUCGCAGCAAGCCUUUCAGAGAACAGUAUGGACUGGAGUAUGUUAGAGGAGCAGAAAUAGAGGGAAUGCUAGAUGAAAAUGGAAAGGUUAUUGAAGAAGGUCCAGACCCAAAGCCUGAGUUCAAGACUGACAAUCGCACGUACCGGGUAUGGCUCGACACAAACCAGUACCAGCAAGACAUGGCUGCAACUGUACAGGGUGCAGAGGACACAUACGAGACGUUUAAUAUCUUGAUGAGACGGAAACCAAAAGAAAAUAACUUCAAGGCCGUACUGGAAACGAUUCGGGACCUGAUGAAUGCAGAGUGCAUUGUCCCAGACUGGCUGCAUGACAUCUUCCUUGGAUAUGACAAUCCAGGUGCAGCCCACUACAGUCAAAUGCCCAAUCUGAUCAAGACGUUGAAUUUCAACGACACAUUCCUGAAUUUUGAUCACUUGAAGGAAAGCUUUCCCCAGUACACAGUUAAGUGUACCACAGAGGACAAGUCUCUUCAGGUUCCGCCCUUCAGAGUCACCUUCCCAGAAGCCCCAGCAAGCAGGAAGCGCAGGCUAAAUCAGCAAAACCCCAAAGAGGCCAGCAAAGAGGUGAUUGUGGAACCUUUUGUCGUACCUAACAGAGGACCAUAUCCAUUCAACCAGCCCAAAAAGAAUGCAGUGCCGUUCACCCCUACUCAAGUGGAGGCGAUACGUGCAGGCAUGCAGCCCGGACUCACCAUGGUCGUAGGUCCUCCUGGGACUGGUAAGACGGAUGUUGCUGUACAAAUCAUAUCCAACAUCUACCACAACUUCCCUGAGCAGAGAACAUUGCUGGUGACACAUUCUAAUCAGGCUUUGAAUCAAUUAUUUGAGAAAAUUAUGGCACUUGACGUUGAUGAGCGUCAUCUGCUUCGUCUUGGUCAUGGCGAGGAGACACUAGAGACUGAGAAGGACUUUAGCAGGUAUGGUCGAGUCAACUUUGUUCUCUCCAAGAGACUCGAGCUUCUCAACGAAGUGCACCGGUUCCAGGAGAGUCUUGGUGUACAUGGAGACGUGUCCUAUACCUGUGAGACGGCGGGGUACUUCUACCUCUAUCAGGUGGUUUCCCGCUGGGAGGAGUACAUGAGUAAUCUAAAGGAGAGGAGGGGAGAUGUUUCUGCAAUCUCAGAGCUCUUCCCAUUCCACAAAUUCUUCGAGAACGCACCGCAGCCCAUCUUCAACGGUCGCUUGUGGGAUGAGGACAUGGAGAUAACCGAGGGCUGUUAUCGUCACAUCAAAAAGAUCUUCCAACAGUUAGAGGAAUUCCGAGCAUUCGAGCUACUGCGAAGUGGACGAGACAGAACCAAUUACCUUCUCGUGAAGGAAGCGAAGAUCAUCGCCAUGACUUGUACCCACGCCGCCCUCAAACGACAUGACCUUGUCGAGUUGGGCUUUAAGUAUGACAACGUAUUGAUGGAGGAGUCUGCCCAAAUCCUCGAGAUUGAGACGUUUAUCCCGCUCCUACUUCAGAAUCCCGAAGAUGGCUAUAACAGGUUGAAGAGAGUGUGUCUUAUCGGUGAUCACAAUCAGCUUCCACCAGUCAUCAAGAACAUGGCUUUCCAGAAAUUCUCAAACAUGGAGCAGUCCCUGUUCACACGCUUUGUACGCCUGGGUGUGCCCACGGUACAGCUGGACGCACAGGGCCGUGCACGGCCAAGCUUGUGUAACCUAUACAACUGGCGCUACAAAACUCUUGGAAACUUGCCGCACGUCUUGACGUGGCCAGAAUAUGGAGUAGAGAACCCAGGCUUCCACUUCGACUUCCAGUUGAUUGAUGUACAGGACUUCAAUGGCGUGGGAGAGUCUGAACCUAACCCGUACUUCUACCAGAACCUCGGCGAGGCAGAGUACGCGGUGGCCCUCUUUAUGUACAUGCGGUUGAUUGGUAUUCCUGCUGAGCGCAUCGCCAUCCUUACAACUUACAAUGGCCAAAAGCACUUGAUUCGCGACGUAAUCAACCAGAGAUGCGGCAACAACCCUCUUAUAGGACGUCCUAGUAAGGUGACCACGGUCGAUCGUUACCAAGGUCAGCAGAACGAUUUCAUCAUUCUCUCACUGGUGCGCACGCGUACUGUAGGCCACUUGCGAGACGUCCGCCGAUUGGUUGUUGCUAUGUCACGUGCUCGGCUGGGAUUGUAUAUAUUAGCGCGUGUAAGCCUCUUCAGUAACUGCAUGGAGCUAAGCCCAGCAUUCAGCCAGUUGACGCAGAGACCACUGCAGCUUCAUUUAGCACCACAUGAGCGCUACCCCUCAACAAGACCGCUUGGCGUGCGUCCGUCGGAGCCGCCUCUGGUGAUUCACGACAUGGUUCACAUGCAUCGCUUUGUGUACGAUUUCUAUCAGGACCAGGUCCGCGAGCUGAAAGCACAGACAGAGUACAUGGCCGCUCAGAGCAGCUAUAUACCUAAGCCUCCCGAGGAGACAGAGAAACCCGAGGCCGCAGCCAAGAGUGAGGAGAAAGAAUCCCCAGCGGAAGAGGCAAAGAAGGAGGAGGGUACACCUAUCGUGAACGAAGUGGAAGAUGUAGAAAUGGAGUCCAAGUAGAGGGAGCGACAUGCGUCACCUUGUUUGGAGUGUGGAUUCAACAUAGGCCAGAAAGAUAGCUUGCAGAUAGUCAACUUCGUGAGAAUUUUUCUUCGUGUGUAUAUGGAUAUAAAAGGAACACAUCCCGCAGCUAGAGUCAACUUAGUUCGUUCGAAGUGUUCUACAUGACCGUAUCGCCAAGAGACACCCCUAAACCAAGUAAGCUUAUGCAUGCGAAUUUCAUUCUACACGAAUCUCUCUCUAGAUAAGAAAUGAGUGGUAAAAAAGUUAGUAUAAGAACUUUUGUAAAAAAAAAAAAAAUAAAUGUCUGUUUUAAAAAAUAUACGUCUGUUUUUAAAACUGUCUGAAAAGGGGGAAAGGAAUAAUCACAACACUUGCUAUUCGCGAGAGAAAGCGUAACGGACAUGACUAUCAA